Messenger RNA from Acanthosepion pharaonis, 918 nucleotides. The record is from the annotation of a GenBank genome assembly. Lineage: Eukaryota; Metazoa; Mollusca; Cephalopoda; Sepiida; Sepiidae.
AUGUCCUGUAGAAAUAGUUUUGCAGUCCGAGUCGUUAUCUAUUGCAUCACUAUUGCAUCAAAGUCUCUUUCUUUUUUUCUUUCUUUCUUUUUUUCUUUCUUUCUUUCUUUCUUUCUUUCUUUCUUUCUAUCACAGUCUGUUUCUAUUUAUCUAUCACAGUCUGUUUCUUUCUAUCUAUCUAUCUAUCUAUCUAUCUAUCUAUCUAUCUAUCUAUCUCAGUCUGUUCAUAUCUAUCUAUCUAUCUAUCUAUCUAUCUAUCUAUCUAUCACAGUCUGUUUCUAUUUGUCUAUCACAGUGUGUUUUUAUCUAUCUAUCUAUCUAUCUAUCUAUCUCAGUCUGUUCAUAUCUAUCUAUCUAUGUAUCUAUCUAUCUAUCACAGUCUGUUUCUAUUUGUCUAUCACAGUGUGUUUUUAUCUAUCUAUCUAUCUAUCUAUCUAUCUAUCUAUCUAUCUAUCUCAGUCUGUUCAUAUCUAUCUAUCUAUCUAUCUAUCUAUCUAUCACAGUCUGUUUCUAUCUAUCUAUCUAUCUCAGUUUGUUCAUAUCUAUCUAUCUAUCACAGUCUGUUUCUAUUUAUCUGUCACAGUGUGUUUCUAUCUAUCUAUCUAUCUAUCUAUCUAUCUAUCUAUCUAUCUAUCUCACUCUGUUCAUAUCUAUCUAUCCAUCUAUCUUAUCUCUACAUUCUUUUUCUAUUUCAGUCUGUUCACAUCUAUCUUAUUUUCUACAUCAUCUAUUUGUUUAUCUCAGUCUAUUCACAUCUAUCUAUCUAUCUAUCUAUCUAUCUAUCUAUCUAUCUAUCUAUCUAUCUAUCUAUCUCUCUCUAUAUAUAUAUAUAUUUUCAGUGAUAAUACGGCGAAGCAUGUUGUCUCUUUUUCCCUAGUGAUAACUGCCCAGCUAUCUCUUGUGCGAAAGAAGAGAUAA